Molossus molossus (Pallas's mastiff bat) is the source of this 7580-nucleotide messenger RNA. It is a transcript of the gene SETD1B, whose product is annotated as SET domain containing 1B, histone lysine methyltransferase. Gene Ontology annotation, cellular component: Set1C/COMPASS complex. NCBI's taxonomy places the organism in Eukaryota, Metazoa, Chordata, Mammalia, Chiroptera, Molossidae. Bases 145 to 6036 code for a protein of 1963 amino acids. The transcript is spliced from 16 exons. Gene Ontology annotation, molecular function: histone H3K4 methyltransferase activity; RNA binding; protein binding. The record is from RefSeq and is a predicted model, not a curated record.
CAGAGCCUUUUGGGGCGCGCUGGUAAGGUGGGAGGGGGUGGGGGCUGGACGAUUUGAUUCUUUCGCGUGUGUGUAGAAGCGGCCGCCGCCGCCGCCGCGGCGGAGACGACAACAACUUGCUCGUUUUCAGGUUGGGUUAACGGCAUGGAGAACAGUCACCCCCACCACCACCACCAGCAGCCCCCGCCGCAGCCCGGCCCUUCGGGCGAGAGGAGGAACCACCAUUGGAGAAGUUACAAGUUGAUGAUUGACCCGGCUCUGAAAAAGGGACACCAUAAACUGUACCGCUACGAUGGGCAGCAUUUCAGCCUGGCGAUGUCCAGCAACCGCCCGGUGGAAAUUGUCGAAGAUCCCCGGGUGGUCGGGAUCUGGACCAAAAACAAGGAGCUGGAGCUGUCGGUGCCCAAAUUCAAGAUCGAUGAGUUCUACGUGGGCCCGGUGCCUCCGAAGCAGGUGACAUUUGCCAAGCUGAAUGAUAACAUCCGAGAAAACUUCCUGAGGGACAUGUGCAAGAAGUAUGGGGAAGUGGAGGAGGUGGAGAUUUUGUACAACCCUAAGACCAAGAAGCACUUGGGCAUUGCCAAGGUGGUCUUUGCCACGGUCAGGGGAGCCAAGGAGGCGGUUCAGCACUUGCAUAGCACUUCGGUCAUGGGCAAUAUCAUCCACGUGGAGCUGGACACCAAAGGGGAAACCCGAAUGCGGUUUUACGAACUGUUGGUCACAGGCCGAUACACACCUCAGACCCUCCCUGUGGGUGAGCUGGAUGCUAUCUCUCCCAUCGUGAAUGAGACCCUGCAGUUGUCAGAUGCCCUGAAGCGCCUCAAGGAUGGUGGUCUGUCUACAGGCUGUGGCUCUGGCUCAUCCUCUGUCACCCCAAAUAGUGGUGGGACACCCUUCUCCCAGGACACUGCUUACUCCAGCUGUCGCCUGGACACACCCAACUCCUAUGGACAGGGCACACCGCUCACACCACGCCUGGGCACCCCCUUCUCGCAGGAUUCCAGCUACUCCAGCCGCCAGCCCACACCCUCCUACCUCUUCAGCCAGGACCCCACGGUGACCUUCAAGGCUCGGCGCCACGAGAGCAAGUUUACUGAUGCCUACAAUCGCCGCCAUGAGCAUCAUUAUGUCCACAACUCUUCUGCCGUCACUGUGGUGUCAGGGGCCACAGCCACCUUCAGGGGCUCCGUGGACCUCCCAUUUGGGGCAGUCGGCAGCAGUGGGGCCAGUGGCGGCCCUCCAUUCAAGGCCCAACCACAGGAUUCAGCCACGUUUGCCCACACUCCACCACCUGCCCAAGCAACCCCUGCUCCUGGAGUCACGUUCAAGUCGGCUUUCUCUCCCUAUCAGACCCCUGUGCCUCCUUUCCCCCCACCGCCGGAGGAGCCCACCACCACAACCGCCUUUGGCGCCCGUGACAGUGGGGAGUUCCGGAGAGCGCCCGCGCCCCCGCCCCCGCCGCCCACUGAGCCCCUGACCAAGGAGAAGCCGGGCACGCCACCCGGCCCACCGCCCCCUGAUGCCAACAGCAUGGAGCUGGGUGGCCGGCCGACUUUUGGCUGGAGUCCCGAGCCCUGUGACAGUCCAGGCACUCCGACGCUGGAGUCCUCACCUGCGGGGCUGGAGAAGCCCCACGACAGCCUGGACUCGCGCAUCGAGAUGCUGCUGAAGGAGCAGCGAACCAAGCUACCUUUCCUUCCAGAACAGGACUCGGACACGGAGCUACAGAUGGAGGGCAGCCCCAUCUCCUCCUCUUCCUCCCAGCUUUCCCCACUGGCCCCCUUCGGCACUAACUCCCAGCCAGGUUUUAGAGGCCCCACACCACCUUCUUCACGCCCCUCCAGCACCGGCCUGGAGGAUAUCAGCCCUACGCCACUGCCAGACUCGGAUGAGGAUGAUGAGCUUGACCUGGGGCUAGGGCCUCGGCCCCCGCCUGAGCCCGGCCCUCCAGACCCCACUGGUCUUCUGGGCCAGACAACUGAGGUGGCCUUGGACCUGGCUGGAGACAGGACCCCAACCUCAGAGAAGAUGGAUGAGGGCCAGCAGUCCUCUGGUGAGGACAUGGAAAUCUCAGAUGACGAGAUGCCCUCCGCCCCCAUCACCAGUGCCGACUGUCCCAAGCCCAUGGUGGUGGCCCCAGGGGCGGCGGCUGUGGGAGCCCCUUCCGUGCUGGCCCCGAACCUGCCGCUGCCCCCACCCCCCGGCUUCCCACCACUGCCCCCACCCCCGCCCCCACCUCCGCCACAGCCCGGCUUCCCCAUGCCCCCACCGCUGCCGCCCCCGCCGCCCCCACCGCCCCCGUCCCACCCAGCAGUGACAGUACCCCCACCACCUCUGCCGGCGCCACCCGGUGUCCCGCCCCCACACAUCCUGCCGCCCCUGCCACCCUUCCCGCCGGGGCUCUUCCCAGUGAUGCAGGUGGACAUGAGCCACGUGCUGGGCGGCCAGUGGGGCAGCAUGCCCAUGUCCUUCCAGAUGCAAACACAGAUGCUGAGCCGUCUGAUGACCGGCCACGGCGCCUGUCCCUACCCACCCUUCAUGGCAGCUGCGGCUGGGCUGCAGUUUGUCAACCUGCCCCCCUACCGGAGCCCCUUUUCCCUGAGCAACACAGGCCCGGGCCGUGGGCAGCCCUGGCCACCCCUGCCCAAGUUUGACCCGUCAGUGCCGCCACCGGGCUACAUGCCACGCCAGGAGGACCCACACAAGGCCACCGUGGAUGGUGUCCUGCUGGUGGUGCUGAAGGAGCUUAAGGCCAUCAUGAAGCGUGACCUGAACCGCAAGAUGGUGGAGGUGGUGGCCUUCCGGGCCUUUGACGAGUGGUGGGACAAGAAGGAGCGGAUGGCUAAGGCCUCACUGACCCCCGUGAAGUCGGGUGAGCACAAGGACGAGGACCGGCCGAAGCCCAAGGACCGAAUCACCUCCUGCCUGCUGGAGUCGUGGAGCAAGGGCGAGGGCCUGGGCUACGAGGGCCUGGGCCUGGGCAUCGGGCUGCGCGGGGCCAUCCGCCUGCCUUCCUUCAAGGUCAAGAGGAAGGAGCCACCGGACGCAGCCUCGUCCGGAGACCAGAAGCGGCUGCGGCCCUCAACCUCCGUGGACGAGGAAGAUGAAGAGUCAGAGCGGGAGCGGGAUCGAGACAUGGCAGACGCCCCCUGCGAGCUUGCCAAGCGGGACCCCAAGGGUGUGGGGGUGCGGCGGCGGCCGGCUCGGCCCCUGGAGCUGGACAGCGGCGGGGAGGAGGAUGAGAAGGAGUCGUCGGCGUCCUCGUCAUCGUCAGCGUCCUCCUCCUCGGGCUCCUCGACGACCUCACCCUCGUCCUCGGCCUCCGACAAGGAGGAGCAGGAAAGCACAGAGGAGGAGGAGGAGGAGGAAGAGGAGGGGGAGGAAGAGGAUGAAGUCCCCAGAAGCCAGAUCUCCUCCUCCUCCACCUCCUCCACGUCGGACAAGGAUGAUGACAAUGACGACAGCGAUGGCCAGGAAGAGUCCAAGAAUGAUGACGAAGACUUGCCAGCCCUGUCGGAGGCGAGUGACAAGGACGAAGGGGACUCAGAUGGAGAGGAGACGGCGAGCAUCCCCACCGGCAAGGACGAAGCCGCAUCCUCCAGCGAGAGUUCUGAGUCUUCGGAGUUUGAAUCAAGCUCUGAGUCCUCGUCCUCAUCGUCGGAGGAUGAAGAAGAGCAAGAAGAGCGGGUGGCAGGGGAGAAGGAGGAGGUGGAGGAGGAAGAGGAAGAAGCAACAACAGAUGAGAGCGUGGCUCCCGCCAUUCCCGAGGAGAACUUUGAGGAGGAGGUGGCCAUGAGGGCACCCUCGAUGGAGUCCGUGGGCACAGAAGAGGACGUGGACGUCGAGGCUGAGGACGAAGCCUCCGAGGAGCGGACCCCCAUGCGGGAAGAGCCCCCCCUGCCCACGGGUGUGAAGGAGCUGGCCGGCUGCAAAGAGCCCCCCAAGGAGCCAGGCGUGAACCAGGACGGGGCCAGGCCACUGUCUCCAGAGCCUCCUGCGAAUGACACGAAGGCCUGCCCCCCGCCGUCCCCGGAGCCCACCCGAGGGGAGGACCUGGAAGCGAAGCCCGAGCCUCCUGUGCUGCUCUCCUUACCCCUGCAGCCACCGUUGCCACCCCCUCGCCCCCCGCGGCCACCUAGCCCACCACCCGAGUCUGAGACCCCAGAGCCCCCGCACCCACCUGCCCCUCUGGAGCCUCCCCCCGAGGACCAGCCCCCACGUACUCCAGGCGUUUGUGGCAGCCUGGCCAAGUCGCAGAGCACUGAGACAGUGCCGGCCACCCCAAGCGGGGAGACCCCGCUGUCGGGGGCCAGCAGCAGCCUGUCACUGAGCUCCCCGCAGGUGCCCAGCAGCCCCUUCUCCUACCCGUCCCAGUCACCGAGCUUGAGCAGCGGGGGCCUCCCGAGGACACCUGGCCGGGACUUUAGCUUCACGCCCACCUUCCCUGAGCCCGGAGGACCCCUGCUCCUGCCCAUCUGCCCCCUCCCAGCUGGCCGCCGCGAUGAACGGUCUGGCCCUCUGCCCUCCCAGGUGCUCCUGGAGACGGGCUUGCCUCUCCCUCUGCCCUUGCCCCUGCCCCUGCCCCUGGCGUUGCCUGUGCCUGUCCUGCGGCCCCAAGCUCGGGCCCCUGGCCAGCUGCCACCCCUGCUACCCGCCCCUAUGGCCCCCUGCCCGCCCCCCAUAAAGAGGAAGCCGGGCAGGCCCCGGCGAUCCCCGCCAGCCAUGCUCUCCUUGGAUGGGUCCUUGGUCCGGCCACCAGGGGGUGCCGCCCUUGGCAGGGACCUUCUACUCUUGCCAGGCCAGCCACAGACCCCUGUCUUCCCCAGCACCCAUGAUCCCCGGGCUGUGACCCUGGACUUCCGGAACACAGGGAUCCCAGCCCCCCCUCCACCCCUGCCUCCCCAGCCUCCCCCACCUCCACCCCCACCACCCGUUGAGCCCACCAAGCUGCCCUUUAAGGAGCUAGAGAACCAGUGGCUCUCCGAGACCAUCCCUCCGGGUCCCCGCGGGCGUGAUGAAGUCACCGAGGAGUUCAUAGACCUGGCCAAGGUUCGAGGUUCCUGGCGCCGGCCACCUAAGAAGCGCCACGAGGACCUGGUGGCCUCGGCCUCGCCCGAGCUCUCCCCACCGCAGCCCCUCUUCCGGCCCCGGACAGAGUUUGAGGAGAUGACCAUCCUGUAUGACAUCUGGAACGGCGGCAUCGACGAGGAGGACAUCCGCUUCCUGUGUGUCACCUACGAGCGGCUGCUGCAGCAGGACAAUGGCAUGGACUGGCUCAAUGACACACUCUGGGUCUACCAUCCCUCCACCAGCCUCUCUUCAGCUAAGAAAAAGAAACGGGAUGAUGACAUCCCGGAGCACGUGACAGGCUGUGCCCGCAGCGAGGGCUUCUACACCAUCGACAAGAAGGACAAGAUCAGAUACCUCAACAACACCCGCGCCAGCACAGAUGAGCCCCCCACAGACACCCAGGGCAUGAGCAUCCCGGCGCAGCCGCACGCCUCCACCCGGGCCGGCUCGGAGCGGCGGUCGGAGCAGCGCCGCCUGCUGUCCUCCUUCACUGGCAGCUGUGACAGUGACCUGCUCAAGUUCAACCAGCUCAAGUUCCGGAAGAAAAAGCUCAAGUUCUGCAAGAGCCACAUUCACGACUGGGGCCUGUUCGCCAUGGAGCCCAUCGCGGCCGAUGAGAUGGUCAUCGAGUACGUGGGCCAGAACAUCCGCCAGGUGAUCGCCGACAUGCGGGAGAAACGCUACGAAGAUGAGGGCAUCGGGAGCAGCUACAUGUUCCGGGUGGACCACGACACCAUCAUCGACGCCACCAAGUGCGGCAACUUUGCGCGCUUCAUUAACCACAGCUGCAAUCCUAACUGCUACGCCAAGGUGAUCACGGUGGAGUCACAGAAGAAGAUUGUCAUCUACUCCAAGCAGCACAUCAAUGUCAAUGAGGAGAUCACCUAUGACUACAAGUUCCCCAUCGAGGACGUCAAAAUCCCCUGCCUCUGCAGCUCCGAGAACUGCCGGGGGACCCUCAACUAGGCCCGGCGCCCAGCAGAAGGAUGUCAGCCGUCGCCAGGGCUCCCGGAGUGGACCCUCGUGGCCCCGGGGCCUGGCCCCACCUCCCACCCCCAUUUCAGGUGCUGUCCUCUACCCAGCGGCCAUGUCAGGGCCUGGCGCCCCCAACACUACCCCCAGGACCCCGGCUCCAGCCCCUCAGUGGGAAAGGGCUUCUCUGUCUGUCAGCCUGUGUCUUGUCGUUUUUUAAAGUGCUCCCUCGAGGGUUUUUGUCCGACUCCACCAUGAACUCUGUUCCUUGUCGCUCCCUCAUCUCCCUGUCUUUUCUUUCCCGUCUUUAUCAUCAGCCUCUUUCCAUGAAUGCUGCUACGUUGUUUUGUCUUCCCUUUAUUUUCUUUCUUAUCAUAAGAAAAGACAUUUUAACCGUUGAAAUGUGAAGGCAGAACCAGAGAGUGGGACCCCAGCGGGGGCUGCAGAGGCCCACGCUCUGGAACCCCGGGCCGGUGCUGCAGAGAGGAGGGGGCCCAGCCGGGCGGCUUUACCCACAGAACACUAUGGAAGGCCCCCCUCUGCCAGUGGACUCAGUGAGAAGACCCUCCUACAGACCCCUACCCCAGGCUGUUCCUCCCCCGGCCGUCUGGGGGCGCCGUUUCCCCUCGCAGACCCUGGCGGAACCAAGCUGGUCCCAGGCAGGGAUUUCCCCUCUGGGCUCUCUGCCACCCCGCACCCUGCCACCUCCCAAGUCUUGGGUUCAAUGUUUACUUUCUCAUUCAAAUGCCAGCAAUGAGGGCCCCUCCAGGAGGCCCCGGUGUGGGCAGGUGGGCACUGGGAAGGGUCUUGUCUGCUCUUCCCUGUCCUCACCUUCACAGGUGAGAGGGCCUCCCGGGCAGGGGGGCCCCGGCUCGCCAUUACGGGUGUCUGGCCGUGUAUGCGUGUGGGAUUUUUCGUUUGUAAGCUUCACCUGCUCACCCCCAGCCCGCACCCCGAUUCACCCUGCCAGCAACCCCUUACCCAGGAUGUCAAGAGCAUAUUUAUUUUCGGAGGGAGAUUAUUUCUCCAAGAGAAAGGAAAAUCUUGUAAACGAUUUUAAACCUAACAGGUUUUCUUUUCUUUCUUUUUUUAACCCUUUGUACCCCCUUUCCCAUCAUCCUCUUCAGGGUUUACGUCCAUGGAUUAUUUUUUCUUGUGCGUGUAUAAAAAUCAAAUCGAAGGGGGGGGUCAGUUUUUGAAGUUCAGAACCAACUUCUGUAUAUAGGCUGCCAUAAAGGACUUUUUCUCGGGAACAUUGUUUCUUGUGGAAACAUGUGGGAAGACUUUUCUGCUCAUUUCUUUGUACUUCCGAAAGAACCACACACAGAUCCCCCGCGCCCAGAACGCAGGACAGGCGUGUACAUAAUUUAUGGAAAGUGACUGUCGUGACCAGGACUCGUCCUCACCCGGAUGGGAGAGCUCCCGGGGGGCUGGCUGCCCCCCUGCGGCCAGGCCCGGCCUCUGCUAUCUCAGCUUGUGUCAAGCUUGUUAUCAUGUAAAUUCUGUACAAAGAAUUGUUAUUUCUCUCUCUCUCUCUC